GAAGAUCCUGCCUUGAUUCGUUGGACCUAUGCAAGAUCAAAUAUCUAUCCAAAUUUUAGACCCAGUCCCAAGACCUCACUCUUAGGAGCUUUGUGGGGAAUUGGGCCCCUCUUCUUCUGGUAUUAUGUUUUAAAAACUGACAGGGAUAAGAAAGAAAAACUUAUCCAGGAAGGAAAAUUGGAUCGAGCAUUUAACCUCUUAUAUUAAGUUGGCAAUGAUGACUGUGUAUUCUUGCUUAAAUAAAUCUUCUGUUAGUCAUUAAA
Molecule: messenger RNA, 263 nt
Organism: Galeopterus variegatus (Sunda flying lemur)
Lineage: Eukaryota; Metazoa; Chordata; Mammalia; Dermoptera; Cynocephalidae
Product: NADH dehydrogenase [ubiquinone] 1 beta subcomplex subunit 4-like
Exons: 2
Cellular component (GO): mitochondrion
Source: RefSeq, a predicted model, not a curated record